Molecule: messenger RNA, 3935 nt
Organism: Manihot esculenta (cassava)
Lineage: Eukaryota; Viridiplantae; Streptophyta; Magnoliopsida; Malpighiales; Euphorbiaceae
Product: LRR receptor-like serine/threonine-protein kinase FLS2
Exons: 2
Coding region: 347-3808 (1153 amino acids)
Biological process (GO): protein phosphorylation
Molecular function (GO): protein binding; ATP binding; protein kinase activity
Source: RefSeq, a predicted model, not a curated record
GAACUGGAUGACAAAACUGAGACGAGAUGUGUCAAGCCUUAGUUUUUUGGAUUUCUCUAUCCCAUCCUAGGUUUUGGACUUUAUAGACUUCUGCAAAUUUAAUUAUUUAUUAUCCGUAAGAUGGUGGCCAACUGUUCUUAACGUUAUACAAUGAGCUGACAGGUCAAUCUUUUGUUAUUCUUGUGAAGAUUCAACGCAUAAGCAUCCCCUUUUCUUCUUCUUGCUUGCUUUGACAGGAUGAGCUUGUUAUAUGAGUCACCUUAGUUGAGAUUUGUGGAGUCCAUUAUUGUUGAGAGCUUUAUCUAAUCGGAGUUUUUUCAUAUCAGUUUCAAGCAUUUCGGUGGCAAUGGUGUGUAAAAAUAUCAGUCUGUGCAUAUUCAUUGUUUGCUCUGUUCUGGUUCAUGUUCUAUCUGCUGAACUAAGCUUGGAAGCUGAAAACCAGGCCUUGAAGGCUUUCAAGAAUGGCAUCACGCAGGAUCCUUUAGGAGCACUUGCUAAUUGGACUGAUGCAACCCAUCACUGCAACUGGUCUGGUGUUGCCUGUGACCCUUCCUCGAAUCUUGUCAUCUCCAUUUCUCUUGUUGACAAGCAGCUUCAUGGGCAGAUAUCUCCAUUUCUUGGAAAUCUCUCAGCUCUCCAGGUUCUUGAUUUGACUUUAAAUUCAUUCACUGGGAACAUUCCACCCCAGCUAGGACUUUGCUCUCAGUUAACAGAACUUACUCUUUAUGAAAAUUCCCUUUCAGGUCCAAUUCCAGAAGAAUUAGGAAACCUUCAAAAUCUGAUUUCUGUAGAUUUAGGUGACAAUACCUUGUCUGGAAAUAUUCCUGAAAGCAUUUGUAGCUGCACUUCCUUGCAAGCGCUUGGUGUCAUUUUUAACAAUCUGACAGGACCAAUACCCAGAAACAUAGGGAACUUGGUUAACCUGCAACUUUUUGUUGCAUAUGGAAACAACUUAGAGGGCUCAAUACCUGUUUCAGUUGGAGGAUUGCAAGCUUUGCAAGCUUUAGACCUGAGCGUAAACCAUUUGUCAGGACGAAUACCUGGAGAGAUAGGGAACUUGUCCAACUUGGAGUACCUUCAGUUGUUUGGAAAUUCUCUUGUUGGCGAAAUCCCUGCUGAACUAGGUCGCUGUAAAAGCCUUGCACAUCUUGAACUAUACAGCAAUCAGCUCUCUGGAGCCAUUCCCUCUGAGCUUGGAGAUUUGGUCUAUUUAGAAACAUUGCGGUUGUAUAAAAAUAGGCUGAAUUCUACGAUUCCGCUUUCCUUAUUCAACUUGACUUCAUUAACCCAUUUAGGUCUCUCAGAAAAUCAAUUAACUGGAAUAGUACCUUCUGAGAUAGGAUCACUGAGGUCAAUGGAGGUAUUGACACUACAUUCAAACAAGUUCACAGGGGAGAUACCUUUUACAAUAACAAGCCUGUCAAACUUAACAUACCUGUCUAUGGGCAUGAAUUUCCUGACAGGGAAACUUCCAUCAAAUAUAGGAGUGCUUUACAAUUUGAGGAACCUUAGCCUGAACUACAACCUUCUUCAGGGAAGUAUUCCUUCUAGUAUCUCCAAUUGUACCCAACUUCUGCAUAUAGAUUUAUCUUAUAAUAGGAUUACUGGGAAAAUUCCCUGGGGUUUGGGGCAGUUGCAUAAUUUAACAAAGCUAUCUCUUGGACCAAAUCUAAUGUCUGGGGAAAUACCUGAUGACCUUUAUAAUUGCUCCAAUCUUGAGAUCUUGAGUUUGGGAGAGAACAAUUUCAGUGGAUUGCUAAAAUCAGGAAUUGGGAAGCUCUAUAAUCUCCGGACUCUCAAAGAUGGCUUCAAUUCUUUCACAGGGCAAAUCCCACCAGAGAUUGGCAAUUUAAGUCAACUGAUCACUUUAUCACUUUCUGGAAAUAGGUUUUCAGGCUUCAUUCCACCAACAUUAUCCAAGCUUUCUUCCAUCCAAGGGCUUGCCUUGCAAGGAAAUGAUCUAGAAGGUGCAAUACCCGAGACUAUUUCUGAACUGAAAAAUUUAACUGUUCUGUUCCUGGGGCUCAACAGGUUCACGGGUCCAAUUCCAGAUGUUAUCUCAAAACUUGAAAUGCUUUCAGACUUGGACCUGCACAGCAACAUGUUAAAUGGGUCCAUUCCUAAAAGUAUGGCGGCUCUUAAUCGACUAAUAUCUCUUGAUAUCUCUCACAACCAUCUCACAGGAUCAAUUCCUGGAUCUAUGCUGUCCAGCAUGAAAAGUAUGCAGAUUUUUCUUAACUUGUCAUACAAUUUGUUGGAGGGAGACAUUCCAGCUGAGCUAGGAAGUUUGGAAGCAGUACAAGCCAUUGAUCUCUCAAACAACAAUCUUUCAGGAGUCAUUCCUGAAACACUUGGAGGCUGCAGAAACUUGUUCUCCCUUGAUCUGUCAGGGAACAAACUCUCUGGUCCAAUUCCAGAUAAACCUUUGAGCCAUAUGAGGGUUCUUACAAGCAUGAACCUUUCCAGGAAUGAUUUAGAUGGUCCAAUCCCUGAAAGUUUGGCAGAGUUGAAGCAUCUAACAACUCUAGACCUCUCUCAGAACCAGCUGAAGGGCAAAAUACCUGAGAGCUUUGCCAAUCUUUCCUCCUUGAAACAACUUAAUUUGUCUUUUAAUCAACUUGAAGACCAAGUUCCUGAGACUGGCAUAUUCAAAAGCAUAAGUGCUUCCAGUUUGAUUGGCAACCCUGGCCUCUGUGGAUCCAAGUCUCUACAGCCAUGCAGGAAAAGGAGUUCCCUUUCCUUAUCGAAGAAAACAGUCUGGAUUCUGAUUUCAAUUGGUGUGGUUUUCACACUUCUUAUUUUGGCGGUAUUGAUCUCAAUACUCCUCCGAUCUGCUAGAAAGCCUAAAGCAGAACGAAUUGAAGAUGCAGAACCAGAAUUCACUUCAAAAUUGAAACUCACAAGGUUUGAGCCGAUUGAAUUAGAAAAUGCAACUAGCUUCUUCAGCGAAGAUAACAUUAUUGGUGCCAGCAGUUUGAGCACUGUUUAUAAGGGCCAAUUGGAAGACGGAGGGAUUGUAGCUGUAAAGAAACUGAAUUUGCAACAGUUCCCUGAAGAAUCUGACAGGAGCUUCUAUAGAGAAGUCAAAACAUUGAGCCAGUUGAGACACAACAAUUUGGUGAAGGUAAUUGGUUAUGCCUGGGAGAGCACAAAACUAAAGGCUUUAGUUCUUGAAUACAUGCACAAUGGGAGCUUGGACAGCAUCAUCCAUGACCCUCAUGUCGAUCAAUCGAGGUGGACAUUAUCUGAGAGAAUCAAUGUCUGUAUUUCAAUUGCAAGUGGACUGGAUUACUUGCAUUCUGGGUAUGACUUCCCCAUUGUUCACUGUGAUUUGAAACCCUCCAACAUUCUGUUGGACAGUAAUUGGGCUGCCCAUGUUAGCGACUUCGGAACGGCUCGCAUACUUGGCGUUCAUCUCCAGGAUGGAAGUAGUCUUUCCUCUGUAUCAUCAGCUUUCCAGGGCACUAUCGGCUAUUUGGCACCAGAAUUUGCAUAUAUGAGGAAGGCAACAACAAAAGUAGAUGUCUUCAGCUUUGGGAUUAUAGUGAUGGAGUUCCUGACAAAACGAAGGCCAACCCAAAUUACAGAAGAGGAUGGACUUCCCAUCAGUCUGAGUCAAGUGAUUGAGAAAGCCCUUGGCAAUGGCAUCGAUGGACUUCUUCAAGUAGUAGACCCUAUGAUUCAUGCUCCCAAGGAUCAAGAAAGAGUUGCAGAGCUCUUUAAGCUUUCCUUGAGCUGUACCAACCCAAAUCCUGAUAAUCGACCCAACAUGAAUGAGGUGCUGUCUUCCCUCAAGAAGCUGAGUUGAUAAACUCCAAAUUGCAAUGAUCUUGAUAAUGAAGUAUCGAAUGAGAGUCAAACUAAAUAAUAAUGUGCAACAGUUUUUGAAUUUCAUUGGAAUGGAUUUGCUGUUUUGGAUGGGAAAUUUAAUAAAA